Molecule: messenger RNA, 4472 nt
Organism: Rotaria sp. Silwood1
Lineage: Eukaryota; Metazoa; Rotifera; Eurotatoria; Philodinida; Philodinidae
Source: the annotation of a GenBank genome assembly
AUGGCAUGGGCUCAGAAUGAUACAACAUCAACGGAUAUUCUCGAUGCAAGUGGUAAUUAUGCUUAUUUAAUGGCUUCUAUUCCUAAUUAUGACGAAUGGAUUCGUGCUAAUUAUGAUAUACAAGUAUGGCAAGAAUAUUUGAAAAUGGGCACUGAAAAUAAACAUUGGGCUAAAGAAAUCAUUCAACGAACUAAAAAACGCGAUGAUUUCGUUAAUACACAAUUUGUUAAAAAGAAAAUUAAUCAAUUAUCAGCUUUCGUUGCUCAAUCUAAUGCAAAUAUUACAGAUUUGAAAAUUCAAUUACGUACAUACUGGUCACAAGUACCAAGUCACCGAAAAUUUAAAAAAAUAGGUAAUAACAUAGCUGAAACUGCCAUGCCCUCAACAGAAUCUGCAAUUAGAAUAAAAGCAGCAACAACUACUAGAACAGCACCAGCACCAACAACAACACAAGCCACAACAACAUCAAAAUCAGUACUUGUUCCAUUAACUAUUGAAAGGAUUCGAAGUAAAAUUGAUGAACUUGAAAAAUUAUUAUUAAAAUACUUACAACAUUGUACUCAACACGUAAAGAAAUUUCAUGAAAAUCGUAUUCAAUUGGCCAAAAUACAAAUGGAUGAAUUUAAAUCUUUAGAAGAAUUCGAGCGAGUAGCUACACCAUAUCAAUGGAAUAUCCAUUUGACUUUAAAAUCUAAAAUGAAACUUUGGUCUACUAAAAAUAAAAAUUAUCUUGCAGCUACAAAACGUGUUGAACUUGAUAUGCCUCCAAAAUUUAUUGAAAAAGUUGAUUUAUCUUUUAAAAUAGAUGAAUCUAUUAUUGAUCAAGAUGAGGCACAAGCUAUAUAUAAUCAAAUGCGACAAAUUACAAAAGAUUUUCGUAUACAAGCAAUGACUUUAUAUGUCCAGUCAUUAGCUCGAGAAAGUGAAUUAUUAUCAAAUGAAAUAAAACGUAUUAUUCAAGGUUUUCCACAAGAAAAUGAUGACGGUUUUGAUGCUGAACCUGAGAGCCGAGGGCGAAAGAAACGAUCCAGUGGAGAUAGUUGCUCCGGCUCUCAUCCGAUCGCUAGGCGAGGAAUUUUCGCUCCAGCUAUAAUUAAUGAAGCACAAAUUGAACUAACCGAGGAUGAAUAUGAAUUACUAAAAUUAGGCCCUCGGUUUAUAUAUAAUGAUCCAAAAACAGCAGCUCGACGUCGAACUACUGAGUUGGCUACUUUAAAAAGAAAAUUAAAAAAUCGUUUCUUUGAAAAGAAAGUUAGCCCCGGUCGUCCUGUUGAACAAUUCAUUACCGAACUAGAUUUAGUGCUUCAAAGAUUACACAAUACAUCAAUUAACAGUGAACUGAUAAAAAGAAAUGAUUUACUUAAUGUUACAAUUAAAAAUUUAUUAAAAAAUGUUCAAUUAAGUCAAUCUAAAAAUACAGGUCCUAAUAAUAAAAGUAUCACUAAAAAGAAAAAGAAAAAGAAAAAUUAUAGUCGAGUAGUAAAAAGAUUAAGAUAUAAAUUUAAAUUAACCAAUACAAUAAUACGAAAAUCUGAUAAAUCAAAAGUAUUCCAUUUAGGCAAAAUUGAAGAUUAUGAAAUAAAAUCUAAAGAAUAUAUGGAUAAAACUCAAGCAUAUCAAUGUCUUGGUACAAAUGAUCCAUUACCUGAUUUAAUUCAAAGAACUAAUAAAUAUUUAUUAGAUUUAAGAUUGGCUAAAUGGAUUACUCAAAAACAAUAUGAAAAAUUAUGUAUUAAUCCAAAUGAAGUUGAACUUGCUCAUUUAUACUAUUUACCAAAAGCCCAUAAACCUGGUACUCCUCUUCGUCCAAUAAUUUCUGGUCUCAACCAUCCUACUAUUAAAAUUUCAAAAUUUCUUGAUGAAUUACUUAGGCCUCUAUUUGAUAAAAUGGCUCUUAAGACCACUGUCACUUCUGGUUUUGAAUUAUUAAAACAAUUAGAUAUGUGGUGUAAAAAUAAUAUGCGUCAAGAAACAAUAUUUUGUACAAUUGAUGUAGUAGAUCUUUAUACUAUGGUACCACAAAUUGAAGGAGUACAUUCAUUAAGAAAAAUGCUAGAUUAUUUAAAACUGAAACAAGUCGGUGGCUUAAAAAUAGAAACAAUACUUAGAUUAAGUCGGCUUGUUAUGCAAAAUAACUAUUUUUCGUACAAUGGCCAAUUUUAUCAUCAAAUUCGUGGAGGAGCUAUGGGUUCCCCUCUUACGUUAACAAUCGCUAAUUGCUAUAUGUUCUUCUUUGAACAACAAAUUAUUAAACAAAUAAGCAUUAGUGGUGGAUUGUAUUUUCGAUAUAUUGAUGAUAUAUUUAUUGCAAUUAAUUGGCCUAUUCGCCAUUUAAUGAAACAAAUUAUCGAUUGGAAUAAAAUUGAUGAAAACAUUAAAUUAGCAGAAAAUAUAGGUUUUACAGUAGAUUUUCUAGAUUUACAUAUAGAAAAUCGAGAUGGUCAACUAUUUACUACAGUAUUUAAAAAACCAUCGUAUGAACCAUAUUAUUUGCCAUUUAGCAGUAUUCACCCGAUACAUAUGAAAAAGAAUAUUAUAUUUACUAUGCUUUUACGUGCCCUAAGAUAUUCCUCAACAUUUCAAGAAUACUUAAAUGAACGAGAAAGACUACGAAUGGCACUAUUACUAAAUAAAUAUCCAAAUAAAUUUGUUGAAAAACAAUUUGAAAAUAUAUUAACAAAAUUGGAUAUUAAUAAGCCAAUAACUGCUUAUAAUUAUUCUGAAUCUCGUCAAAAAGUAAUGAAUUCUGCUAUAAAAGAAAAAUUACCUAUUAACUAUCAAAAAACUUUGUUUGUCCAUUUUACUUAUUGUUCAAGUAUGAAAUUAUUCCCAGUUAAAUUUUAUGAACUUUGGAAUAAAUAUUUCGGCGAAUCUCCUAUUAAUGAAAUUACACCAAUAUUAGGAACAAGAAAUGUAAAUAAUCUUCAAAAAAGAUUAAUACACACUAAAGGAAAGCAGAUAAACAAUUGUAUUCGUAUUAUAUAACUACAACUUUAAAGAAAUUAUAUUGAAUAAAACAUGAUACUUAUGUAAUAUCACUUUAUAUAAUGGACUAUUUAUUCAAAAUAAGAAAUUUAUAAAAAAUUUCUUUAAAAAAACUAGAUUUUAACUUUAUAAAAUAUACUUGGUAUAUCAAGUUAUAUAAUCGUUUAUUUAUUCAAAAUAAGAAAUUUAUUAAAAUUUCAACUAGAUUGAAGUCUAUAAAAUAUACCUGUAAACAUUCACAUUACAAUUAUUAAUAUCAGAACAAAUUAAUUAGAAAUAAAACUGUAUUUCUGUUUACAAUAGUUUCAUUAAUCUUUAUUUACAAGUUUCAAAUUUUAAUAUUAUAUAUUAAUAUAUUUAAUAAUUAGAAAAAGAAAAUAAAUUUAAAUGAAAAAUAUAUCAAUAAAAAAUUGAAACAUUGGAAAUGUUACACAUCAUUAAAAGUAUUCACCUUUACAUUAAAACUACAGGCUUGUUAUUAAAUAUAUCCAAUUUCAGAUAAAGUCUAUAGACUUAUUAAUAAAAACAUUAUAUUAUUAAAUAAUUAUUAUUAAUCCUAUUCCAUCAUAUAUACACAUUACUAUAAAAUAUACCUGAAUAUAUUAAAAAAUUAUAAUAAAAAAUUUAACAUUAUUGGUUAUCAUAUAUAUAUAUAUAUAUGAAUACAUUUAAUUAUCAUAAAAAAUAAAAAAUAAAAUAUGGUCUACUCAAAAAUAUCUUUAAAUAUUAUAGAUUAUUAAAGUUCUAUAUAAAAUCUAUCGGCAUUUAAUCAAAAGUAUAUUAUUUCAUUAUUAUUUAUUAAUCCAAUUGAAUCUAAUUUAUAUUAAUAAACAAUAUAUUAAUUUUUACAUUAUCAAUUUAUUUCUACAGCAAAAUAUUAGCUGCUUAUUAAAUAUAAUUUAUUUCUACAUAAAAAUACUAGCUGCCUAUUAAAUAUAUUUAUUUUUAUAUAUAACCUAUCGGCUUAUUAUUAGUUAAUAAUAAAAAAUUAUAACAUUUUAAAACAUUAUAAUUUUUAUAAAAAACUAUUUAUUUCUACAUAAAAAUAUUGGCUGGUUACUAUAAAUAAACAAUAUACUAAUUUUUACAAUAUUUCAAUUUAUACAUUACCAAUUAUUGGUUUUUUAACAAAUCAAAUUUUGAAAGUAUAAACUAAAUAUUAUCCUCAUAUAUUAAAUUUUCUUUUGCCCAAUUUAUAAACAAAUAUAAUCUAUGCAAUCAAGCAGCCGCAUAUAUUAGAACUAUACAGUUACACAAAUCAGUCUUUUACUAAAAAAGUAAUUCUCCAACAUCCUUAUUACUUUCGCCAUUUAAUUUUUCUAUUUUUUCUUCAUACUGCUAACUCCCCUAAUACUUUUCUUGCAUAUCUAUAAUUUUGCUUCAUUUCAUUUUAUUUUAUUUUGCUUAUGUCGCUUAUUUUGCUUAUAUUUGUAAAUGCAGAGCCCUGAUGAGUGUUUCUAAAUUUUAAUAAAUAACACGAAACGCGU